Aspergillus melleus is the source of this 993-nucleotide messenger RNA. RefSeq names its product ketopantoate reductase family protein. The coding region runs from base 1 to 993 and encodes 330 amino acids. The transcript has a single exon. The record is from RefSeq and is a predicted model, not a curated record. Gene Ontology annotation, molecular function: 2-dehydropantoate 2-reductase activity. Lineage: Eukaryota; Fungi; Ascomycota; Eurotiomycetes; Eurotiales; Aspergillaceae. Gene Ontology annotation, cellular component: cytoplasm. Gene Ontology annotation, biological process: pantothenate biosynthetic process.
AUGCCACUAAACAUCCUCCUCUACGGCGUCGGCAGCGUCGGUGCUAUUUACCUGCACCAACUGCAACGCUCCGGCUGCACCGUAACCGCCAUCUGCCGCUCCAACCACGACGCCGUGCGCACAUCCGGCUUCACCCUGACCAGCGCGCUCUUCGGCACCGUCAUCUACCGACCAGACCACGUCUAUCGGUCCGUGGACGACCUUCCCCGCGACCAAGUCUACGACUACAUCAUCGUCACGGCGAAAUGCUUCCCUGACAGCACUCCCUCACUCGCGGAGCAACUCCGCCCCGCGCUGACAAACCCAUCUCGCCCCACCACGGCCAUCGUGCUGGCGCAAAACGGCAUCGAUAUCGAAGCUCCCAUUGCUGCUGCAUACCCCGACAAUCCGCUCAUUAGCGCGGUCAUUUAUCUCCCGGCUACCCAGACCGAGCCGGGGAUCAUUCAGCAUCCGGAGCCACUCAAUAAGAUUGAACUGGGCACGUACCCGGCGACUGCGCCGCAGGAACACAUCGACGCUGCUAUGAAGCUUGCGGAGACUAUGCGCAGCGGAGGAGGCGAGGCUAGUGUGUUCGAGGAUAUUCAGCAAGCAAGGUGGAAGAAGCUCUUGCUGAAUGCGGUGUGUAAUCCAACCGGGGCCUUGUCGAUGUGCACGGAUGGUGGAUUCCUAGUCACCUCGCCGUUCGCGAAAGAUCUGGUGUGGGGUGUUAUGAUGGAAGUGGUGGCGUUGGCGAGGAAGGUAGGUGUGGCUGGGGUGGAUGAAGAGGCGGCGGAAAGGCUGUUUGCUAUUUCAAAGAGACGGGCAGAACAGGGAACGGGGAGAGCAUUGAGCAUGUUGCAGGAUGUGAAAAUGGGGAGGCCCUUUGAGGUAGAGGCGAUUGUGGGUAAUGCGGUGCGGUUGGGAAGGAGAAUGGGGGUAGAAAUGCCGAGGUUGGAGACGGUAUACGCAUUGGCAAAAGGGAGAUAUGAUGUUAUGGUCGAGACUGGGAAAUAG